Colias croceus (clouded yellow) is the source of this 5310-nucleotide messenger RNA. RefSeq lists its product as uncharacterized. The transcript has 2 exons. Gene Ontology annotation, molecular function: nucleic acid binding. The record is from RefSeq and is a predicted model, not a curated record. Lineage: Eukaryota; Metazoa; Arthropoda; Insecta; Lepidoptera; Pieridae. Bases 1 to 5310 code for a protein of 1769 amino acids. Gene Ontology annotation, biological process: DNA integration.
AUGCGGCACUUGCCAGCGGAGAGCAAGGAAAGCGCUAUACCUGCAACACCUGGCUUAAUGUCUCAGCCGGGAACAAGUAAGCAGCAACAGGAUUUAAAUCCUCAGCCAUCAUUUAAAUCGCAAGGUACAUCGAGCAAACUUGAUGAAUUAUUCCAUAAACAAGCAAUUAACUUUAAGGCUUUUAAAAGAACUGUAACAAGUAUCGAUGUUGAAAAAAUAUGCACUAAGUGGAAAUUCGAGGAUGCCCUGCAACAGUUAAAUUCCCGAUGGAGCGUUAUUGACUCCCUUCAUUGGGAAAUCGACAGCAUUCUGGACGGGGAAGACGUUGAAUACGAGAAUUCUUUCACUCGCCACGAAAGCAUUUUCAACAACCUCAAAGAAGCGAUAAACACAAAGCUCUGGUCAGUCUCUAACAGAGAAAAUAUCACACCGAAGGUUGACAUUCCGAUUUUCAAUGGAAACUAUCAGCAAUGGGUAUCUUUUAAAAAUUUAUUCAACGAAGCAGUACAUCUAAAUCCAUCCUUAUCGAAUGCCCAAAAAAUGCAGUAUCUGAAAAGUAAGAUCAAAGGCGAGGCAGAACGCCUCAUACAGCAUUUAUCUAUAAGCUCACAAAAUUAUACAUCCUGUUGGGAAAUAUUAAAUCACAGAUACGAGAAUAAAAAGCUUAUUUUUACAUCUCACAUAAAUGUAAUUUUAGGCCUACCCAACAUGCAGCAGCAAUCGCUCGGACAAAUAAAAAACAUGCACGAUGCCACAAAGGAGUGCCUGAAUGCCAUUAAGAACCUUGGUGUUGAUACAAGCACGUGGGACCCGAUGAUCGUUCAUAUCUUAGCGCUCAAAUUAGAUACCGACAGUCAUAACGAUUACAUCGAGUCAUUGAAAAAUCCUAGAGAGCUACCAACACUUCAAGAAUUUCUAAGUUUCCUCGAGAUGAAAUUUACUGCAUUAGAAUCAUCUAAGCGCAAGCAAGAGCCACCUAAAACAUUCCAGCACCCUCAAAAACCAACACCAGCAGCAUAUCCUAAAGCAUUCCAGAAAUCACAUUUAUUUAAAUCAUUCGCUAGCAACUAUAAUAAUUCAUCGCAAAACGGAAAAGGUGUCAAUUUCACAACACAAAAUUGUCCAAUAUGCAACAAUAAUCAUGCAAUAAUAUAUUGCAAUAAAUUCGCGGAAUCUCAACCUAAACUGCAAUUACAAACAAUUACGAGGUUACAGCUAUGUCAAAACUGCCUAUAUAAUCAUAAUGGUAAUAAGUGUUUUUCCACUAAAAGAUGCCGAGUAUGCAAUGAGAACCAUCAUACUUUGGUUCAUGAAGCGUUCGCACAGAGGACAUCCCAAAGUACAGCUAGCACAGCAAGCCCCGAAAAUCAACUGAAAAAUAGCUCCCACGUGUCCCUGGAUGAUACACAGGAAAUUUUAUUAGCAACAGCUCAAGUUACCGUUCAAGCCGCAGAUGGUUCGUCAUUAGUCAUGCGUGCUCUCAUAGAUCAAGGAUCACAGACUUCCCUUAUAACCGAAAAUGCAGCUCAGAGACUCGGUCUGCCGCGUCAGCAUUGUAAGGGAGUGAUUUUAGGUUUAGGAGCGAAAGAGAACACGUGUAAAGGCUUUCUGAACAUAAAAAUAUCUUCACAAUAUAGCGAUUAUUCAUUAAAUACAGGAGUUUUUAUAAUGAAUCAUGCGGUGAACAAUCUACCAAACAAAUCGUUCAACAAACCAGCGUGGUCAUUUAUUAACGACAUACAGCUAGCCGAUCCAGAGUUUUAUCGACGCCGACCAGUCGACUUAUUGUUAGGUGCCGAUGUCUAUUCAUCUAUUAUCAUGGAGGGAAUUAUUAAGCAAAGCGAAUCUAUUCCUGUAGCGCAGCAAACACGCCUUGGGUGGAUUUUAUGCGGCAACGUAAAGUCGUUCCAUUGUAACGUUGUAAUGGUCGACGUGGAUAGCCUUCAAAAAUUUUGGUCAAUCGAAGACAUUAACGAAAACAUAGAUAUAUCACAAGAGGAUUAUCAAUGUAUUCAGCAAUAUCAAUCAACAACAACCCGUCAAUCAGAUGGAAAAUACGUUGUCCGUCUCCCUUUACAUCCAGACGCAGACGAAAAGCUAGGUUUAUCGAAAACAAAAGCAUGCGCGCAAUUUUAUCAAUUAGAACGAAAGCUACAAAAAGACGACAAUUUAUUUAAUAAAUAUAAAUCAUUCAUAAACGAAUACAAAGAAUUGGGUCACAUGCACUUAACAAUAGCGCGUAACAUGAAACCUGCCUACUACAUGCCGCACCACGGUGUACAUCGAGCCGAUUCGAGUACUACGUCAUUACGAGUUGUGUUUAAUGCAUCCAAAAAAACAUCGACGGGUGUAAGCCUUAAUGACGUCAUGUAUGGAGGUCCGAAUUUACAGCAGGAUAUCUUAUUAUUAAUUUUAAAUUGGAGACAAUAUCCUUACGCAUUUAUAGCAGAUAUCGAAAAAAUGUUUCGACAGAUUUUAAUUGCAAAGCAAGAUCAACGUUAUCAGCAAAUAGUUUGGCGUGAAAAUCCGAAUCAACCACUCAGGGAAUAUACUUUGUCAACUGUUACGUAUGGUACAAAAGCAGCGCCCUUUUUAGCAAUGAUGACGCUCAAGCAGUUAGCCAAGGACGAAUGCAACCGUUACCCGAUAGCAGCGAGGGUGUUAGAAGAACAAUUUUACAUGGAUGAUCUUCUUAGCGGUGCAUUUGACAUCAUAUCAGCGAAGCAAUUGCAAAGAGAUCUCAUCGAUUUACUCAAAUCGGGAGGAUUUAAUCUCCGCAAAUGGUCAGCGAAUGAGUCAUCAUUAUUAGAAGACGUUGAUAAAGCAGAAAACCUAGCAAGCGAUACGUACAAUUUUAAGCAUCAGGAAUCAACGAAAGCACUCGGUCUUAGUUGGAAUGCCCAAAAAGACAAUUUUAAGUUUAUAUGCAAACUGAAUCCGCUAUCCGAUUCAAGGCCUACGAAGCGUGAACUACUAGGAGAAAUAUCGAAGAUAUUCGAUCCUCUUGGUUGGUUGGCACCAGCUGUAGUUCAACUAAAACUAUUAUUUCAAAGCGUAUGGUUAACUAAUUUAAAUUGGGAUGACGUCAUACCGGACAAGAUUAAUCUUGAAUGGCAAAAAUUAAGAGCAGACAUAGAAAAUAUUGGUAAUAUCGAAAUCCCGAGAUGGAUUUGCAGCGAGAGAGACGACUGCAUCGAAUUACACGGUUUUUGUGAUGCGUCGUUGAAGGCAUAUGCAUGCGUAGUAUAUGCACGGAUAGUGCGUAACGGUCAAACGCACAUAACACUGUUAGCCGCUAAAACGAAACUUGUCCCCGUCAGCAAAACUAGCCCUUCGUCAAAGACCGACAUAUCGUUACCGAGACUAGAGUUAAGCGGUGCACUCUUGCUCUCAAAACUUAUGAUAAAGGUCAAGCAAAGUUUAAGCGAUCGCGAUGUAAAAAUGUUUGCGUGGUGUGACUCAACAGCUGUACUUGGAUGGCUACAGGGCGAGCCCAGCCGCUGGAAGCCUUUCGUCGCAAACCGAGUGAUUAAAAUAACAAAAACUUUACCACCACAGACUUGGCGUUAUGUUAAGUCCAGCGAUAAUCCCGCAGAUUGUGCUAGCCGUGGCAUGAGCAUCGCGCUUUUAGAAAAACAUGACCUAUGGUGGAAAGGGCCCACCUGGCUACUCAGUGAUCUUAAACAUCAGCAACAAUUAACGUAUGAUACUAAAUUAGAAGCAAAGAAAAUAUUAUCAAAUGUCGUUACAAAGAAUAAUAAUAUUUCAGCGAACUUUAUUAGCGAUUUUAUUGAUAAAUAUAGCAGUUUUACAUAUGCGUCACGAGUACUAGCAUGGAUAUUGCGAAUAUCCUCGUCCGUAACAAAACAACAUUAUUUAACUACACAAGAGUUGCAAAAUUCACAAUUAAAAAUUAUAAAAGCUUUACAGUAUUUAGAAUUUAGUCAAGAAAUAAAUGAUUUAAAUAGCUUAGGUAGAGUAGAUUCAAAGAGCAAGUUAUUAUGUCUUAAUCCAUUUCUAGACGAACAAGGUUUAUUAAGAGUUGGAGGUCGUCUAAAAAACAGCAACAUCUCAUAUAACAUGAAACAUCCCUACAUAAUACCACAGAGCAGUCAUCUUACUAAUUUAUUAAUUGAUUUAGCACAUAAGUCAACUUUCCACGGUGGAGCGAGGUUGACGAACUCUUGGCUACGUCAGCGAUAUUGGAUACUCGGCGGAAACAGAGCAGUUAAGAAACGUUUAUAUAAUUGUGUAAUAUGCAAGCGACAUAGCCCGGUAAAACAACUACAAAUAAUGGGAGAUUUACCGGGAGCUAGAACAAACCCUACAAGACCGUUUUAUCACACGGGGGUUGACUUCACAGGACAUGUAGACGUGAAAUCAAGCAAGGGUCGCGGUAUUAAAACAAGCAAAGGAUAUGUGGCUGUAUUUAUCUGUAUGGUCACAAAAGCGAUUCACUUAGAGUUAGUAUCAGACUUAUCAUCAUCUACUUUUUUAGCAGCGUUACGUAGGUUAGCAGCAAGAAGAGGAACUCCUCGUCACCUAUACAGUGACAACGGAACUAAUUUCGUAGGAGCCAGCAAAAUUUUAGCGAAUGAAUUUAUUGACCAGCAAUCUAUUUUAACGGAGGAUUUUUUCACGGAAAUUAGUGAGAUGCAAAUUGAGUGGCACUUCAAUGCACCUUCCUGGCCUAGCGCGGGAGGACUUUGGGAAGCAGCGGUUAAAAGCCUAAAAUAUCAUCUACGUAGAGUCCUAGGCGAUCAAAAGCUUACGUACGAAGAGUUCGCCACUCUACUUUAUCAGCUAGAAGCCUGUCUAAAUUCGAGACCCCUAUCUCCUCUAUCUGAAGAUCCUGAUGACUUAGCAUAUCUCACACCUUCCCACUUUUUAGCGAGCGGUCCAAUGGAGAAUGCCCAUGAAAAAACCGAGAGAGAUGAGAGAACGAGGUGGCAAUUGACGCAAAAAAUAUUUAGUGAUAUUUGGAAACGGUGGCGAGCUGAAUAUUUAACGUCAUUAUCAGCCAGAAGCAAGUGGAAAACAUCAAAGCCUAACAUCAAGUUGAACGACAUCGUGAUCAUACAUGACGCUCUUCUACCUCCAGGAAAAUGGGCGUUGGGUCGUGUGAUUGAAUUACACCCUGGAUCGGACGGCUACGUCAGAGUCGUAAGCGUAAAAACUAAGACGGGCAUUAUCAAGCGACCGAUAAUUAAAUUAUCUAUUCUCCCUGUUAACACGGAAGAAACAAAUCAGCAAAAUCAUACCAGCAGCUCAUCACCAGCAAGCACCCCGAAAAAAGCGCAUUCCAAUUAA